AAGAGAAGGAGGCGGGCAGGCAGGCGGGCGCGGGGGUCGGGGACUGAGGCAGUAGAGAGGCGAGAGCCUGGCAGCCGCCUCGCGCUGUGUUUGCUGCGCGGGCUUUUGGAGGGGGUGGCCGUUGAGUCGGUCCAGGAGAAGCGGGCACCGGCGGCGUUGGUACUGGCGCCUGGGGGCGGGGGACUGGGGCGGUGAGAAGGCGGGGGUCGCUGCGGUGGUUCUCUCGCUGUCGCGCUCUCCCUGCCUUUCUCCCCGCUCGGUGGGCUGCCCCCCGGCGUCUCACUCGCCUCCGGGGCCCCGCUCCCCGCCCCCCGCGGUAUGUCUUGAUCCCGAGCAGCGGGUUUCAUGGGGCUCCUUAGGAUUAUGAUGCCGCCCAAGUUGCAGCUGCUGGCGGUGGUGGCCUUCGCAGUGGCGAUGCUCUUCUUGGAGAACCAAAUCCAGAAACUGGAGGAGUCCCGAUCAAAGCUAGAAAGGGCAAUUGCAAGACAUGAAGUUCGAGAAAUUGAGCAGCGACAUACGAUGGAUGGCCCUCGGCAAGAGGCCAUGCUGGAUGAGGAAGAGGACAUGGUGAUCAUUUAUAACAGAGUCCCCAAAACUGCAAGCACCUCCUUUACCAAUAUUGCCUAUGAUCUCUGUGCAAAGAAUAAGUAUCAUGUUCUUCACAUCAACACUACCAAAAAUAAUCCAGUGAUGUCACUACAAGACCAGGUACGCUUUGUAAAGAAUAUAACUUCCUGGAAAGAGAUGAAACCAGGGUUUUAUCAUGGACAUGUUUCUUAUUUGGAUUUUGCAAAAUUUGGUGUGAAGAAGAAGCCAAUUUACAUUAAUGUCAUAAGGGAUCCUAUCGAGAGGCUAGUUUCUUACUAUUACUUUCUGAGAUUUGGAGAUGAUUAUAGACCAGGGUUAAGAAGACGAAAACAAGGAGACAAAAAGACCUUUGAUGAAUGUGUGGCCGAGGGCGGCUCAGACUGUGCUCCGGAGAAGCUCUGGCUUCAAAUCCCGUUCUUCUGUGGCCACAGCUCGGAAUGCUGGAAUGUGGGAAGCAGGUGGGCUAUGGAUCAAGCCAAGUAUAACCUAAUUAAUGAAUACUUUCUGGUGGGAGUCACUGAAGAACUUGAAGAUUUUAUCAUGUUGCUGGAGGCAGCUUUGCCCCGGUUUUUCAGGGGCGCUACAGAACUCUACCGGACAGUAGGAAAGAAAUCUCAUCUUAGGAAAACCACGGAGAAGAAACUCCCAACUAAACAAACCAUUGCAAAACUGCAGCAAUCUGACAUUUGGAAAAUGGAGAACGAGUUCUAUGAAUUUGCCCUGGAGCAGUUCCAGUUCAUCAGAGCCCACGCUGUACGGGAAAAAGACGGAGACCUCUACAUCCUCGCACAAAACUUUUUCUAUGAAAAGAUUUACCCUAAGUCGAACUGAGUACAAGGUGUGACUGUUAGGUUCUUGAACUAAAACUUCGACCUUGUCUUCACCUCAGCCCCACAAGUCGGGUUGCUGAUAGGUGUGAGAGACAGUGUGUGUUGAGCCGAGUUAGGGAGCAGUAACACCCGGGAAGUAGAUGCUGGCUGGUAAGUUUCAGUGGCCUCAGAGGUUUCACUUUCAGCCUUUUUUCUUUUUCUUCCUCUUCUUUCUUCUUUUUUCCUGGUUCAAUUUUGGUGGGAGUUAUAACCUUCUGCCUGGAAAAAGCCUACACAUCACCUAAAAUUAACACAUAGCGGGUCUAAUUGGAGGCUAAAUACAAUUUCAAACCUAAGUUCUGAUAGUGUCUUUUGGACAAAACAUUUUUUCCCCAGCUAACCAUGAAUGAAGAUUAAUCCGCCUUCACCUGGAGGUUUUGGGUCAUACACUUCUACUGAAUAGUGUUACUGUUUGGCAGUGUGUGCUUUGUUUUUGUGAAUCAUGUCUCAUGCAAUUUAUUGGAAUGUUUGAUCCUCUUUGCUAAGAAUGUUUCUGCCGUAGUUGGAAUUGCCCACAUUUAUGUAGGUCGUUUUAAUAUUCUUUAAAAAAACUGAUCAUUAGUGUUAAAAACCAAUUUUAAAAGAGUCAAAGCAGUAUUUCUGAUUCAUGUCUUUCUAGUAUCUAAGACUGGGGAGACACUUCAAGGAAUGUUGACAUUGUCUGGAGUUUUAGUUAAGGCUUCCACACAUUCAUGUCAGAAAAGUAAGUUUAGUAUUUGUUCCUCCAUGGGUUAUUUGUAGAGCAUAUACUGACAUUUCGGUGAUUCCAUAUUAUAACUCCAUUAGUGAGCUGUGGUAUGGGUAGGAUUUUCCUACUUCUUCUGUACUUUUACUUGUAGACUAUUUUUACUAAGGUGCUUUAUAAUGUGUUUUAAAAGCAUUGCAUUUACAAAAAAAAAAAGAAAAGAAAGGAAAAUGCUGUAAAUAUUGCAUAUUUUAUGUAUUUGGACCAAAUGGUUAUAAGUUAAUUAGGUAAAAGUGGUUUUGCACCAGUUUUAUUAUGUCAAGUAAAAUCAUCAGACCUACUGUUCUUGUAGUUCUCAAUUAACUUUACUGUUAAACAUCACUGAAAUGGACUUCAGUAACCUUUCAAUUUUGAUACACAGAACAUUAUUCAUAAUUGGGGGCAGUAAUUCAAGUGGGAAGAGUACUAGCCAAGGAGUCAGAAAAUCUGAUUUCUGGUCCUGGCUCUGCCACUUAUCCUUAUCAGCUGUGUGAUCUUGGGCAAGUCACUUAACCUCUCUUUGCCUCAAUUUCCUCAUCUUGAAAUGAGGAGACUAAUACCUGCUGUACCUACCUCACAGGGGUGUUGUGAGGAAUAAACGAGACGGCACGUGAAAGCACUUUGGAAUCUGCUAAUGCGCUGUAGAAACGUAAGGGGUGAUGGAAACAUCGAUCACGUACAGUUCCGUACCGUUCAUUUUUUAACAAAGUAAGGGAAAAGUCCCCUUCUAAGCUGGUGGAAAAAAAAUGGUUAAUUUUGGUAUAAAUUUUUGUUUGAUAAAUAUCUUCUCUGUUUUAUCUUCCCUGUUUCAACAACUAUGGAAAUACAAAACACCUGUGAACUCUUAAAGAUUCAUGAAUAGCUGCUUGAGUUCAGGAGGUUCCCUGUUUGAAAAAGACUUCAUUAGCUGACUCAGGGCAGGAGAAAAUAUGCUCUUUAAAUUUGAGAGAAUGGUCUGUUUUUAUUUUACGUUACCAUUCAGAAGUGGUAGCUAUUUUGUACCUCUGGUUUUUAAGAUAUAUUUUGCAGAGUUUAAUUUCCCUGUACCAUCUUACCCUUCUUAGAAUAACAGAUAAAGUAUUUUAGGAAUAUUUUCUAAAAGAAUAAUCUUUACUAUGUUUAGUUUAAAUAAAUACUGUUCCUGAACAAGACCUCACCAAACUAGGUAAAUAAACAUUUUUAGGCAGGCUGCUUUAAAGGUUAUUAAUUGUAUGGGAGGUGAGGAGGGAGCAUGACUUACCAAAAAUAAACCCACCGAAUUUAAAGAAAAGCUGAAGGAAGUUGGCAGAAAGAAUCGUUUUAGUACCCACCCCACCUCCCCCGUAAUAGGAAAACAUUAAGAGAACAUCGACAGGCAUACUUUCCUUAUUUGGCUUUCUUUCGUGUGUGUGUGUAUUUAUUAACUUUUACGGAUAUUUAUUGAAAAUCUAUACAAAUUAUUCCCUCACCCAAAAGGCAAGCACCACUUCAAGGGUGGGGUGUUUGACAUUUAAUCUGCUAAGGAGCCCCUAGUAUGAAGGUUAUUCUUGGAGGACAUGCUAAAAUCUUGAGGUGCAUUAAUUCUUAGGAAACUAGAGUACACGUGGUGCCCUACAUCAUGGGUUCAGUAAACUCUUCCUACAAAGGUCCAGAGGGUAACUCUUCUAGGCGUUGCUGUCUAUACCGUCUCUUUCAAACUACUUAUCUCUGUCAUUUGAACACAAAAGCAGCUAUAGACAACACAAACAUGAGUGAGCAUGGCUGAUUUCCAAUAAUACUUUAUUACCAAGACAGGUGACAUGCCAGUUAGGGACCGUGGGUUGUAGUUUACCAACCCCUGUAAUAGAUCAGUAUAUAUGGAGACAUAAUUUUUUAAGUCCGUAUUCUAAAAGACAUCAUUUUUUAAGUCCAUAUUCUAAAAGUAUAUAAACUAAAAGAAUUUAUAUACUUCCAGAAGCUCCUAACUUAUAUCCAAAGAAUAGCUUUCUCAUUCAGGCGGUCUCUCCCACAGAUUCAUGAACUUUUAUGACUUAGAUUGCUUCCAGGUGGGCAUGUUUUCUUUCCCAGUUUAACAGUUCAUAAGAGAGGCAUGUAUUCUAUCAUCUUGCAGGAUGGGUUAGGGAGUAUCCUUCCUGGAGACGGAGAAGGGGUUAGAUUGAAUUCUUUCUGGCCCAGUACAGUCCUGGGAGUCUGAUGAGUGCAGAGUCCUCAUAAUACCUAACUUUA
Enhydra lutris kenyoni (northern sea otter) is the source of this 4386-nucleotide messenger RNA. Its product is annotated as heparan sulfate 2-O-sulfotransferase 1. The transcript is spliced from 7 exons. Gene Ontology annotation, molecular function: heparan sulfate 2-sulfotransferase activity. The coding region runs from base 346 to 1419 and encodes 357 amino acids. The record is from RefSeq and is a predicted model, not a curated record. NCBI's taxonomy places the organism in Eukaryota, Metazoa, Chordata, Mammalia, Carnivora, Mustelidae. Gene Ontology annotation, cellular component: membrane.